GAGCUGUGGGGGCUUGCCUCUGCCAGCAAGCCUGCUCCAGAUGAUUGCUGACACCUAAGAGCUUGACUCUCAGAAGCCAAGGGCUUGGGUGCAUACCCCUCUGGAGCUCCCAGGGAUCUCCCAGCAAACAGGAGCAAACCUCCCCAGGGACCAGGAAGGUGCCCAGUCUUUGUGGAGUUCUCAGGUCAUGCCAUACGCAGUAAGCAGUUCGUAACGACCCUGCUGGUCUGAGAUGGGUAGAGAGCAGCAGAGGCUGCUCCCAGCCCUGCAUCCAGGCUCUGGCUGCUGACUGCCAGAAUCCUCGAGCAGGCCACUUAGUCUCUCUAAGCCUACCUGGACAGAGUGGACAGAGCAGAUUGUUGGAAUUAAGGGAGGUAAUGGGUCAAAAGUCUGCCCAUGUUCCUGGCCUGUGUCUGGGGCUCUGUAAAUUCAGGUUUUGCUCCCUCAGGUUACUUGGAUCCCAGCACCUCUUUGCGUAUUUGAGUUCUGGUCUGAUGGUUGACUCUCUCCUCACAAUCCUCACCUAGGUACUGUUUAGCAGCUGAACCUGGGGCACUAGUGGAAGAGACCGCCACACCCCCGAGGACCUUCACCAGGACUACGCCCACCUGGCUGUCCAGCCAGCACUCCAGUGUCAACACAGGCACCCAGCAGACGACGGAGGUGUGGCGUGGCCUUGGGGACAUAUGGCUGAGGCAGAACCAAGUAAGCUCUCCUCGGGCCUGGAGGCCAAGCAAGGGACAGAGUACGACACCCUGCCUUCUGACACACUCUCCAUCAGUGACUCAGACUCCGACCUCAGUUUGCCUGGUGAUGUGGAGUUGGAAGCACUAUCCCCAGAGGGGCUGCCUGGGGAGAUCCAGCAGGACUUGGGCUCCGAUGAGCCCCCCUUGCUGCCCACGAGCCUCCCCACAGCCACAGUGCAGCCGUUCCACCUUAGAGGCAUGAGCUCCACCUUCUCCCAGCGUAGCCACGACAUAUUUGACUGCCUGGAGGGGGUGGCCAGGCGGGCUCCAGCCCAAACCAGCAUGAGUGACUGUGGAGGCUUCAGGCAGCCCGUGUCGCCCUCAAGCCAACCUCCAAUGGAGGGCCUGGGCAGGGGCCAUUGCCGCCCUGCCCUGCCGAGGGUGCCCCCUGUUCCUGACUACGUGGCACACCCUGAGCGCUGGACCAAGUACAGUCUGAAAGACGUGGCCGCGGUCACUGAGCAGAGUAAUCAGGCCACUGCCCUGGCGUUCCUGGGCUCCCGGAACCUGGCCACCCACACUGACUAUGUUCCAUCCUUCAACCAGGAUCCCUCCAGCUGCGGGGAGGGAAGAGUCAUCUUCACCAAACCAGCCCGAGCCAGCGAGGCCAGACCCGAGAGGAAGAGGGCCUUGAGGAAAAGGGGAGAGCCAGGCAGGGGCGCCCUGAGGAACCUGGGCACUGCCAGGGGUGAGGGCCCUGUGGAGCUGGCCCACUUGGCCGGACCUGGGAGCCCAGAUGUUGAGGAGUGGAGCAGCCCCUGUGGGGGCCUGCAGGAGGUGGGGACCCAUAGUUGUUCCCCACCAGGACCCCCCGUGGUGGAGACUGUAGGCUUCCACGGCAGUAAGAAGCGAAGUAGAGACCACUUCCGGAGCAAGGGCAGCAGCCCUGAGGGCCCGGGUAUGAGGUCUGAGAAGGGAGAUGGCCCGGCCUGACCACAGAUGAUGCCAUCUGUGGGGCUGGCAUCAAAGGGGUGGCCAGGGCCACUCCCCAGCUGGGGUAGAGGGGAGCAUCCUGUCCCCUUGGGAAGGAAGCAGGCAGCCUGCCUGUAGGUGGCGCCAGCAGCUCUGGCUGCAGCUCUGUGCAUUGGCCAUUUCUGGAGGAGAAGAGGCCUUGCUGCAGCCUCUGUGGGGCAGCCCGAGGAGCCUGUGAGGGGUCAAUAAAGGUUACGGGUGUUCCUCA
Messenger RNA from Galeopterus variegatus (Sunda flying lemur), 1926 nucleotides. It is a transcript of the gene TSSC4, whose product is annotated as tumor suppressing subtransferable candidate 4. The record is from RefSeq and is a predicted model, not a curated record. The coding region runs from base 687 to 1679 and encodes 330 amino acids. The transcript has 2 exons. NCBI's taxonomy places the organism in Eukaryota, Metazoa, Chordata, Mammalia, Dermoptera, Cynocephalidae.